CGCCGAGCGCUCGGCCGCCGGGCGCGGCUCUGGGGCGCCCCCGCGCGGACGGGCAUGUGCGCGCCCCGCGGGCAUGGCCUCGGCGGUUUUUGAGGGCACGUCGCUGGUGAACAUGUUUGUGCGUGGCUGCUGGGUGAACGGCAUCCGCAGGCUCAUCAUCAACCGGCGCGGCGACGAGGAGGAGUUCUUUGAGAUCCGCACCGAGUGGUCGGACCGCAACGUGCUCUACCUGCACCGCAGCUACGCCGACCUGGGCCGCCUGCUGCGGCGCCUCGGCGACUCCUUCCCCGAGGACCGGCCGGCGCUGGCGCGCUCCCCGCUGCUGCCAGGGCUGGUUGCCAUAAAGGAUGCCCAUGAUAUUGAGACCAGGCUUAAUGAGGUGGAGAAGCUUCUCAAGGCGAUCAUCAGCAUGCCAUGUAAAUACUCCAGGUCAGAAGUUGUGCUCACCUUCUUUGAAAGAUCUCCUCUGGAUCAAGUGUUAAAAAAUGAUAAUGUCCACAAAAUUCAGCCCAGCUUUCAAAGUCCAGUCAAAAUAUCAGAAAUCAUGAGGUCCAACGGCUUUUGUUUAGCAAAUACAGAGACAAUCGUCAUUGACCACAGUAUACCAAAUGGGAAGGACCAGCACCUGGAUGUGGACUCAGCAGAGCACCUGUUUGAGAAUGGCAGUGAGUUUACCUCAGAGCUGGAGGAUGGUGAUGACCCGGCAGCCUAUGUCACCAACCUGUCCUAUUACCACCUGGUCCCCUUCGAGACAGACAUUCUGGACUGAGCGCUCAUUAGUGCCUUUGCCCCACCUCAGGCCUUUAUUGCUCAUCUGCUGCUGUCCCUCUGUGCUGGAUGUCAAGGGUCAAAAGUGGCCCCCCAGCCUCGGGUCAGAGACGAUGCCUGUGAUAUCCCAGGUGGUCACUCUUCUCCUCAGAGCCGACAGGCGUCACCUGGACACAUGCCCAGCGGGGACUGGAGAUGGGAGGGCUGCAUCCUGUGAGAGGACGCCCGGGACUCCUAGUUGUCGAUGGCUGAUGGCAAAGACUCCAACCACUAGGAGUCGUAGUCACAGGACACCCACACCGCUGGCUGCUUUGGAGGGUCUUGUCUCUCCUCAGCACCACCAGUCUGUUCUUCCUCUCUGGGGACCCACUGGCGUGCUCGUCUGCAACACCACAGCCAGUGCCCAGAGGGCUGCCGGCUGCUUUGGAGGGGUCUUUUCUCUCCUCAGCACCACUAUUCUGUUCUUCCUCUCCAGGGACCCAUUGGUGUGCUUGUCUGCAGCACCACAGCAGCACCCAGAGGAGCAUGCCCUUUGUAGGCAGGUCUCCACCAGCUGUGCCAACUUUCUGCUUUCAUUGUCACUCCUUCCUGAGGAGCAGGGGUCAGCCUGGCCACCCCCUCACUCCCCACCAUUCACUCACAUGUCAAGUGCACAAAACAUUUCAAGGGAGAUUUUGACACCUUGCCAAGCUCUGGACGACAUAGCCAGGGAAUAUUAAGUAAUCUAGGAUUUCCCUGGGAACUGGGGUUUGUGGCUUUCUUAGUGUUUUUCCUCUUUUGUCUGGAAAAUGGCCUUUGUGUCAGCCUGAAGGCGUGUUUACAGAAGGCCAAUCACUAGUGGGAGUACAGUCUGGGGCGGGCAGGGGGGUCAUUGGCGAUGGGGCUGCCCACGUCAGCUUGGACUGAGAGUUAAUGACACUCUUUUGAAGAGUGGCUCCAAGAAAAGGAGUUCCUUCUGGCCUCCUAGCAUCUCCUCAUCCUUCGGUGUGGAGGAGUGGUCUGAUGUCCACCCCUGCGCUGUUCACCAGGCAUUCAGUGAAGCUGUUUCAUAAUCAGAAUGAAAGGAAUCGAGUCCUCCUUGCCCAUAGAGGAGGGGCUGGGUGCUGUGGGCUUCUCUUCUCAAAGUGUCUACUAACAACCAAUGCUUGCUAAUGUAAAUAAUCAUAAAUUAUUGACAGUCUUAAUUCUCUUACACAGUCUGUUUUUUAACCUAUUUUAAUGAAAUAAAAUAUAUUA
Messenger RNA from Trichechus manatus latirostris (Florida manatee), 2004 nucleotides. It is a transcript of the gene PXDC1, whose product is annotated as PX domain containing 1. Gene Ontology annotation, molecular function: phosphatidylinositol binding. The transcript is spliced from 5 exons. Lineage: Eukaryota; Metazoa; Chordata; Mammalia; Sirenia; Trichechidae. The record is from RefSeq and is a predicted model, not a curated record. Bases 74 to 769 code for a protein of 231 amino acids.